Dovyalis caffra is the source of this 1740-nucleotide messenger RNA. NCBI's taxonomy places the organism in Eukaryota, Viridiplantae, Streptophyta, Magnoliopsida, Malpighiales, Salicaceae. The record is from the annotation of a GenBank genome assembly.
AUGGCCUUAUGCAUAUCAUUUGGAGAAUCAUCGACAACGACAGUAUCAGCGCACGUUUUGCUUCUUCGAUUUUUUGACAAAACCAUUGAGAGUUUCAAGUACAAUGUUGGUAAUUUAUUCUUUAGCAUCUUACCUUGUGAGCCCACUUCAGAUCUAAAUGCAAGGAGGACUGGUGGGCAAGGAAUGGAUGCUGUUAUUGGCGAUGGCUUUUCGAAUGAUAAGCAAUGCGAUGGUAGAGGAGGAGACCCACUAGUUUUUAAUAUAUUGGAUUCAAUGCUUAAGGGUAGUUUGGAGCGUUUGAAAUCGAUGAGGGAGAGUAUCUAUUUGGUGAAGAAUGGUGUUACAGGACAUGUGUUGGAUGUUAAUUAUGGAGGAACCGAAGCCAUAAGGGAUUUGUGUCUGGAGGGUAAGUUGGGACCAGCUUUAUGGCUAAGGAGUAAAAUGAUUCAGAAAGGUUUUGUUCCUGAUGUGCUGACACACAAUUAUAUGGUAAAUGGGCUGUGUGAAAUGAGGGAGUUGGAGAAGGCAGAUUGGCUUAUUAGGGAGAUGCAAGAAAAGGGUCCAUCUCCCAAUUGUGCCACAUAUAAUGCUUUUAUCAAAGGUUAUUGUCUUCACAAUAAAGUUGAUAAAGCACUAUAUCUCUUUUCUUCUAUGGCUAAUAGUGGUAUCAAACCAAAUAGAGUUACUUUUAACACACUUGUGCAUGCUCUUUGCAAGAGAGGCCUUGUGACUGAUGCUAAGAAGCUUCUUGGAGAGAUAUUAGAUGAUGAUGAAAAGGCAACAUCAAACGUGAUCACCUCAACUAUACUUAUGGAUGGUUGUAUCAAGAGUGGAGAUAUAGAUCAGGCACUUGGUAUCUGGGAUUCAUUGUUUGAAGAGAGUACCCCAGUUGAUGUUAUCUCAUAUAAUGUUCUUAUCCGCGGAUUCUGUUUGGCUAGAGAAAUGAAACUUGCAUAUAGCUAUUCUUGUCAAAUGCUUAAAAGAGGUCUACUGCCUGAUGUCUUCACAUAUAACACUCUUGUAUCUAGUCUUUGCAAGAGUGGAAAAUUUGAUGAGGCUUGUUACAUCCAUGGUGUGAUGUUAAGAAUGGGAGUUGCUCCAGAUGGGAUUUCAUACAAAGCAAUAAUUCAGGGCCUAUGUGUUUGUGGGGACGUAUAUAAGGCUAACGGGUAUCUUAAUUUUAUGUUAGAGGAAUCAAUGAUACCAGAGCCUCUUGUGUGGAACCUUAUUAUUGAUGGUUAUGGGAGACGUGGAGAUCUUGGCAAUGCAUUUGCCAUAAGAGAUCACAUGUUGUCUUUUGGUGUCGUACCAAAUGUGUUCACUUACAAUGCUUUGAUUCAUGCACAAGUAAAAAUAGGAAACGUUUUUGAUGCAUAUGUUCUGAAAAAGGAGAUGCUUCUAAAGGGCCUUUUUCCGGAUGUGGUUACAUACAAUCUUUUGAUAGGUGCAGCUUGUAAUGCGGGACACAUUCGUUUUGCUCUUCAAUUAUAUGAUGAAAUGCUGAGAGGCGGAUAUAAACCAGACAUGAUAACUUACACUGCACUCAUAAGAGGUUACUGUAUAAAGGAUUAUGUAAAGGAGGCUGAGGAACUUCUAUUUAAGUUAAAGAAUUCUGGUUUACCAAUUGAUCAUGUUCCAUUUCAAAUAAUAAUGAAGCAGUACUGCAGAAUGAAGGAGCCUGAUAUGGCAUUUCAGCUCUAUCAGAAGUGGUUGGCUGGAAACAAAGACUUUCCUAUUUGA